Drosophila suzukii is the source of this 716-nucleotide messenger RNA. RefSeq names its product LDLR chaperone boca (gene boca). The record is from RefSeq and is a predicted model, not a curated record. NCBI's taxonomy places the organism in Eukaryota, Metazoa, Arthropoda, Insecta, Diptera, Drosophilidae. Gene Ontology annotation, biological process: protein folding.
GCGCAUCCGGGCGAAUGACAAGCUGAUAGGUGACGUGUUUGGCAGUGUAAACUGAGCGAAAUACAAUAAAACACUAUGCAAACCCGGCUUAUUUUGGUACUCCUAGCCCUGGCCCCGCUGGUUCUGGCCAAGAAGUUCAAGGAGGAGGAGAAACCGGCUUGGGCCAAGAAGGAUAUCCGCGACUACAGCGAGGCAGACCUAGAGCGUCUGCUGGAUCAGUGGGAGGAGGAUGAUGAACCGCUGGAGGCAGAUGAACUGCCCGAGCACCUGCGACCACAGCCCAAGCUGGAUCUGUCCAACCUGGACAGCAAGAACCCCGAGGAACUGCUCAAGGUAUCCAAAAAGGGACGCACUCUGAUGACCUUCGUAUCGGUGACCGGCAAUCCGACCAGGGCGGAGGCCGAGGACAUCACCAAGCUGUGGCAGACCAGCCUCUGGAACAAUCACAUCCAGGCGGAGCGCUACAUGGUUGACGAUAACCGCGCAAUAUUCCUCUUCAAGGAUGGCACCCAGGCCUGGGUGGCCAAGGACUUCCUCGUGGAACAGGAGCGCUGCAAGGGCGUUAGCAUCGAAAACAAGGAGUACCCGGGUGUCCAUGCCCAGAAGGACGAACUGUAGGCCAUUCCUCGAUAAUGUCAUCAAAAUAUUCUCAUGCACUGAAGUAUUUUUAAGCUUAAAGUUGAACAAAUUUAAAUAAAGUGAAUUACUGAAGAAUA